AUGAGCCAUGGAAGCAGCCACUAUGCCUUUCAAUCUGUGACAAUUAUGCAUGGCCUGAGACCUACAGAUGCUCAUGCAGGCGAAGAAGAGGUCCGACCGAUCCUUCUCCGACCAACCCUUCAAAACGAUCCCAGCCUCGUCUACGGGCGUUCUCCACCUGCCGCUGCCCUCUUCAACAACCUCCUGCAGGCCGACUGGGCCUCCUUCGGUCUCCCACGCGAGAGCACAACCUUCCCCUUCCACGCUGGGAUCGAGGCCGCCGAACAGCUGUACCGGACCUUGCAUUUCCGAUCAAGCCUACUCGGCCUGCUAAAAGUUUACGACGAAUCCCUGACGGGCGGAGCGCUACGGGGUCUGCAUGGCAGCGAAGCCCAAAAGCUGGCCUCGCAGAAGUUGGCAGGCACAGCAGCUACAGACUAUGACACCCGAGCGACCGAAUUGCUUUAUAAGUGGGAUGAGAAACUCACCAUGACCAAAGCGGAGUUAUGGCAGACCCUGGUGGAGAUCUGCGGGGGACGUGAGGUCCUUCUGAUGGACCCGGACCCGUCGGAGGAGCUCCGGCCGUGGCUGGGGCUGGUCAUAGAGGCGUGUUGCCGCUUGGGGGGCGCGGUGGACUUGAUCUACAGCCUCGUCGGCGCGCCCUGGUCCUUGGAGCGGACGCGUCGCGUUGCACAGCUCCAACACCUGAUUCGCAGUGCUUUGGUGGCGCGCGAUGAGCUUCAUGCGGGCGGGGACGAUAGUGAUGAAAGAUCCGAUUGGUCUUCUAGGGGGGGAUGCAAAGUGCAAGGUACUCCCAAUGUUACCGAGAAGGGACAGGGCGGCUGCACUCAGGACGAGCACAACGGCUUGCAGAUUCGCUGCCUUGGUGACCUAGAUCAGAAGAAGGCGUAG
Messenger RNA from Aspergillus aculeatinus CBS 121060, 891 nucleotides. RefSeq lists its product as uncharacterized. NCBI's taxonomy places the organism in Eukaryota, Fungi, Ascomycota, Eurotiomycetes, Eurotiales, Aspergillaceae. Bases 1 to 891 code for a protein of 296 amino acids. The record is from RefSeq and is a predicted model, not a curated record. The transcript has 6 exons.